AUGCUCCACCAUAUUGCAUUUCCGUUUCUAGCGAGCUUUCAGGUUGAUUUCAGCAGCCGUACGCGCCGUGAUCAUCGCACAAGCAAUGGCGGAGGUUCGGAUAUGAAUCGUGGAAUGUCUGGCAUGGGUGGCGGUAUGCAGCGUGGUCCCAUGUCAGGCAUGGGUGGUGGGCACCGUGGUGCGGGCAGCUUCUCGGGCAUGGCGUUUUCCGAAUCUGAGCUGAUGAGCGAUUUGCCUAAGAAGAAGUUCACUGGGCGUUGCCGUCUUUUUGUUGGAAAUCUUCCCAACGAAGUGAAGGAGGCUGAACUCAAAGAGCUUUUCUCACCACACGGCGACAUUGCGGAGUGUUAUCUCAGUGGGAAAGGAUUCGCUUUUCUGAGAAUGGAUACCCGUGCUCAUGCUGAAAGCGCAAAGGAGGCAAUCGACGGUCGUGUCAUUCACGGGCGCCAAGUCCGCGUACGAUUCGCCGUUCACGGCGCUGCUCUGCGAGUAAAAGAGCUCUCUCCUACCGUAUCAAAUGAGAUGUUGUAUCAUGCAUUCUCUCACUUUGGCGAUGUUGAGCGUGCUGUACACAUUGUCGACGAGAAAGGUCGCCCAACUGGUGAGGGCAUUGUCGAGUUUGAACGAAAGCCUUCAUGCAACGAAGCCAUUUCUGCCAUAAAGGAGAAAGUCUUCUUGCUGACAGCGAGCCCCAAACCUCUUAUCGUCGAAAUUCUCGAGCCGAGAGACGAGGACGACGGACUUGCAGAGAGAAUGAUUCCUAGAACUUCUCAACUAAUUAAGGAGCGUGAAUUUGGUCCUCGUUUUCCCGCUCGUAACACUUUCGAAUUUGUGUACGGGAUGAAGUGGAAGGAGCUGUAUGAAAUGGAGAAACAGCGUAGAGCCCAGCUGGAAGAUGAGCUGAGAGAGGCACGUCGUCGACUCGAAUCUGACAUGGAGCUAGCUUAUCAGGACUAUCAAGCGCAGAUGCUUCGUGAGGAUCUACAACGUCGUCAGCAAGAACUUGAGCGACUCGAGGCUGCUCGUCGUGAGCGCAUGAGUAUGAGGACGGCUGCUGGCGGUCCUGGUGGGCCACCAGGUCAUGGAGGUUCAGGAAUGAUGGGCCAUGGUGGACCGAUGCAAAGCUACGGCCAGCCAGGACCAUAUGGGCAACCGAUGGGAGGACCGCCAAUGGGAGGUCCAAUGGGAGGACCGAUGGGUGGACCGAUGGGAGGACCAAUGGGCGGACCAAUGGGCGGAUAUCAACCAUAUACUCAAGGAGGACCUGGAGGACCUGGAGGACCAGGUGGACCAGUAGGUGGCUCGCAAGGACCAGGAGGACAACAAGGACCAGGAGGACCUGGAGGUCCUGGAGGUCCUGGAGGACCAGGUGGGCCUGGAGGACCUAGAGGAGGAAGGGAAUCUGGAAAUCAGCGCCCACCUCAGACGAAUAAUAUGUUGGAAGGAGUACAACGCCUCCUACAAAUUUUCAAGAAUGAUCAGCCAGGUCAGCAGAGACCGUUAUCCGGAUCUGGACCAUUCGGCUCCGGUGGACCUGGUGGUCCCGGUGGCCCAGGACCCGUUGCUCCCUUCGUCGGAGGGCCCGGAGGACCUGGUGACUAUCCACCUGAGAAAAGGAUGCGCCGCUAG
This is a messenger RNA of Ostertagia ostertagi, 1629 nucleotides long. Lineage: Eukaryota; Metazoa; Nematoda; Chromadorea; Rhabditida; Trichostrongylidae. The record is from the annotation of a GenBank genome assembly.